AUGUCGAAACGCCACCUCUUUGAGUCCCCCGAUGGACUCGUGAACAAAGCUCUCCGGGGUAUUAUAGCGUACAACCCAUCUUUAAGCCUGGACGAGGCAAACCGGGUGGUGUUUGACACCGCCUACGAUAGAUCCAAAGUCAGUAUCAUCAGCGGAGGAGGCUCGGGUCAUGAGCCCGCCUGGUCUGGCUAUGUGGGCAAGAACCUCCUGGCAGCAUCUGUAGCUGGCGAUAUCUUCGCCAGUCCCAGCACGAAACAGAUCCUCGCCGGUAUUGAUGCGGUUCCUUCGGAUAAGGGCACCAUUCUGGUCGUCACAAACUACACGGGAGACUGCCUGCACUUUGGCCUCGCCAACGAGAAGGCUAUUGCACGGGGUCACAAGAGCCGCAUGAUCAUCUGCGGGGACGAUGUUUCUGUGGGCAGGCAGGGCAGUCUGGUUGGCCGGCGAGGUCUUGCCGGCCAGCUUGGUGUGCUCAAGGUCAUGGGCGGUGCAUCGGGUGCUGGCGCAACAUUAGACCAGGUUUAUGAUCUCGGCGUGGCAUUCUCACAGCAGAUCGUCUCAAUUGCGGCAACACUCGACCACUGCCACGUCCCCGGUCGGACAGAGCACGGCAUGCUUGGUAGCGACGAGGUUGAACUGGGUACGGGUCCUCACAAUGAGCCCGGAUAUCAGAAACUCUCACCCGUACCAUCGCCGGAAGAGCUGAUCCACAAGAUUUUGAAGUACUGCCUAGAUGAAAAUGACCCGAAUCGGGGCUAUGUCAACUUCACACCCGGAGACGAAACGAUGUUGCUCGUCAGCAACUUUGGCGGAAUGUCACACCUUGAGAUGGGAGCAUUAGUCGACGAGCUCCUCGAACAACUAGCACGAGACUGGAACAUUGAGCCGGUGAGGGUGGUCACCGGACCCCUGGAGACGUCCCUCAACGCGCCGGCCUUCUCCGUUUCGGUGAUCAACGUGACUGCUGCGGCCAAGAACUGCUCGUACUCGGUCGAGGAGAUCAAGUCCUUCUUUGACGUGCGCACCAACACAUACUGGGAGUCGAUGGCCGGAUCCCAGGCGCAGCAGCGCAGCCGGCAGCAGCAGUUCGUGCAUGCGCCGCUCGAGCCCAAGAAGACUGUCGACGACGCCAAAGACCUCAAGAUCGAUCCAGCAACACUUGACAGCAUGUUACGCCGGGCGUGUGCCGCGCUCGUCAAGGCUGAACCUGACCUCACCAAGUGGGACACAGUCAUGGGCGACGGCGACUGCGGCGAGACCCUCAAGACGGGAGCGAACUACCUCGUGGCGGCGCUGGACGCCAACCUUGCCGCCGGUGGCUCGGUCAUCGCCGUCUUGCAGGAGCUCGAGGACAUCGUGGAGAGCAAGAUGGGCGGCACGCUCGGCGGUAUUUUGGGCAUAUUUUUCGUGUCUCUGCGUACGGCCGUCGAGCAGAACGUCGACCAGGCCAUGGGCUCCGAAGGGGUGCCGGAACUGUGGGCGAAGGCGCUCAAGAUUGCCCUGGACAACCUGGGACGUUAUACGCCUGCCAAGGUCGGCGACCGCACCGUCAUGGACACGCUGAUUCCGUUCGCGGACGCCAUGGCCACGGGCAACUUCGACGAGGCUAUCGAGGCGGCGGUCAAGGGUGCCGAGGCCACAAAGACCAUGACGCCUCGUCUGGGCCGGGCGACGUACGUCGGUGCGGAUACCAGUAAGGUGCUGCCGCCCGACCCGGGUGCUUGGGGUGCGAUGGUGGCGAUUCAGGGGCUGAAAGAGGGCUUGUGA
Neoarthrinium moseri is the source of this 1767-nucleotide messenger RNA. RefSeq lists its product as uncharacterized. The record is from RefSeq and is a predicted model, not a curated record. The transcript has a single exon. The coding region runs from base 1 to 1767 and encodes 588 amino acids. Lineage: Eukaryota; Fungi; Ascomycota; Sordariomycetes; Amphisphaeriales; Apiosporaceae. Gene Ontology annotation, cellular component: cytosol. Gene Ontology annotation, biological process: glycerol catabolic process. Gene Ontology annotation, molecular function: ATP binding; glycerone kinase activity.